Messenger RNA from Hyposmocoma kahamanoa, 399 nucleotides. Its product is annotated as glyceraldehyde-3-phosphate dehydrogenase, testis-specific-like. Lineage: Eukaryota; Metazoa; Arthropoda; Insecta; Lepidoptera; Cosmopterigidae. The transcript has 5 exons. Bases 10 to 273 code for a protein of 87 amino acids. The record is from RefSeq and is a predicted model, not a curated record.
AUAAUCUGCAUGAAUUUUAUUAAGGCUAAUCAGAAAAGCUACAAAAUGCUGCGGUACUCCAAAUUGGUCCUUGUGUUCGGUGCUUUGUUGGUGACACUGGCACUGGUGGCAGAAAAUGAAGUGAGCGCUGCCCCAGCACCGUUUGAAAGUAAGCCGUGUCCUCCUGCGCCAUGCGCUCCACCGCCACCUCCGCCACCACCUCCUUCAUGCCCUCCUGAACCAUGCGACGAUGAGAAAAAUAAGACAAAGAAUAAAAAGGGCAAAGAUUGCUAGGACUGCGGGCAAAGGUCCAGGUCGACUAAAUAACACGUAACGUCAGGAAGAUAUGUGUCUAUAGACUCGUGUUAUUGUAAAAUAAUAAUAAAUUGUGUUGUAAUAAAUAUCAAUUUAUGAAAAAAA